AUGGAUGGAUGGAUGAAGACAAAGGCGAAAUCAAAAAGUUCUCUGCUCCUUGUCCCCGUGCCACGUCUCCCAGGAGCCACCUGCGUCCUGCAUUCCAAGUUCUCCGCCUCUCAGUUCUGGUCCGACUGUCGGCGCUACAACGUCACCGUCAUCCAGUACGUGGGGGAGCUCAUGCGCUACCUGUGCAACACCCCCAAGCGUGCCGAUGACCGCGAGCACGGCGUGCGCAUGGCCCUGGGCAACGGCAUGAGGGCGGAGGUGUGGAGGGAAUUCCUGCGGCGCUUCGGGCCCGUGGCCAUCUGGGAAUUCUACGGGGCCACCGAGGGCAACGCCGGCUUCAUCAACUACACCGGGAAGGUCGGGGCUGUGGGCAGGGCCAACAGGUUCCUCAAGCUCUUCGCUCCCUUCGAGCUGAUCAGGUACGACGUGGAGGAGGAUGAGGUGGUGCGGGACGAGCGAGGGCUCUGCAUCCCCGUCAAACCCGGUGAGACAGGGCUGCUGGUGGUCAAAAUCACCAAGAACACCCCGUUCCACGGCUACGCCGGCGACUCGCAGAAGACGGAGAAGAAGAUCCUGAGGGACGUCUUGGCCAAAGGCGACGCCUUCUUCAACAGCGGGGACCUCCUCAUGAUGGACCACGAGAAGUUCAUCUACUUCCAGGACCGCGUCGGGGACACUUUCCGCUGGAAAGGGGAGAACGUGGCCACGACGGAGGUGGAGGCCACGCUGGGCUUGGUGAGCUUCAUCCAGGAGGUCAACGUCUACGGCGUGGCUGUGCCGGGGUGUGAGGGCCGCUGUGGCAUGGCUGCCGUGUGCCUCAAGGACGGCGCCACCUUCGACGGUGACAAACUCUACGCCUUCACGCGGGAAACGCUGCCCGCCUACGCCGCCCCCCGCUUCAUCCGGAUCCAGGACGCUCUGGAGGUCACGGGGACCUUCAAGCAGUGCAAGAGCAACCUGGUCAAGGAGGGCUUCGACCCCGCCGUGGUCCGCGACCGCCUCUUCUUCCGCGACGACGCCCGCAAGUCCUACGUGCCGCUGAGCGCCGCCACCUUCGCCGCCAUCCGGGACAUGAAGCUCAGCCUGUAGCGGCGCUCUGGGGGUCCCGGGGCUCUGAUGGCCUGGGGCUAAUUAGCAGAGGCUAAUUUGGGGCUAAUCAGGCUUGGUUUGGGGGGGGUUUAACCGUGUGGGAGCAGGAGGAGGGCGAUGGGUUGGUGUUGCCUCGCCCUGCGCUUCUGUGCUGUGGAAAUUAAGGCCUUAAUUCCCGGUU
This is a messenger RNA of Cyanistes caeruleus (blue tit), 1270 nucleotides long. Lineage: Eukaryota; Metazoa; Chordata; Aves; Passeriformes; Paridae. The record is from RefSeq and is a predicted model, not a curated record.